CGCCAUUUCCUGUCUAAUCUCCUCACUUCCUGCCCCGCACAGUCACGUGAUUGUGACAUCUAGUGCCGGGUUCUCGAGUAGAGUGCGAGUUUAUCCGCUACAGUAGGACGCGGGGAUAGCGGGAUGGCAGAUGAUGAGGAUGUCUCGCCCGAAGAGAGGCUCUUGUUCCUGCCCGAUCGCCAUGUUCGCUAUUUUCAGCGUAGCCUGCAGCUCCUACCAGAGCAGUGCGCGUCUUUAGAGACAAACAGGUUAACAAUUGCAUUUUUUGCUCUUUCUGGACUCGAUAUGCUGGAUUCACUAAAUGUAAUCAACAAAUCAGAAAUAGUCGAAUGGAUUUACUCUCUUCAAGUCCUUCCCACUGAAGACCAGUCAAAUCUUAAUCGAUGUGGCUUUCGUGGAUCUUCCUGUUUGGGGUUACCAUUUAAUCCUUCCAAGGGCCAUGGACUUCAUCACCCAUACGACAGUGGCCAUAUAGCAAUGACUUACACAGCUAUAGCAAGCCUUCUUAUACUGGGCGAUGAUUUAAGCCGUGUAAAUAAGAAAGCCUGCUUGGCAGGACUGCGUGCUCUUCAGCUCUCAGAUGGAAGAUCUUUAUAUUUUCUCAGCUUUUGUGCUGCGCCCGAGGGAAGCGAAAAUGACAUGCGAUUUGUAUAUUGUGCUGCCUGUAUUUGUUACAUGCUGAAUGACUGGUCGGGUAUGGAUAUGGAAAGGUCGAUUGAUUACAUUAGGAGGAGUAUGUCAUAUGAAAAUGCUUUGGGACAGGGGGCUGGAUUGGAAGCGCAUGGAGGCUCAACCUUUUGUGGAAUUGCUUCCCUUUGCUUGAUGGGGAAGCUCGAGGAAGUAUUUUCAGAGAAGGAACUGAAUAGAAUGCGAAGGUGGUGCAUAAUGAGGCAGCAAAAUGGUUUUCACGGAAGGCCAAACAAACCUGUUGACACUUGUUACUCCUUUUGGGUUGGAGCAACGCUAAUGCUCUUGGACAUCUUCAAAUAUACAAAUUUUGAGAAAAACAGGAAUUUUAUAUUGUCCACCCAGGAUCGCAUUGUUGGAGGUUUUGCAAAAUGGCCAGAUAGCCAUCCAGAUGCAUUGCAUGCCUACUUUGGGAUCUGUGGCCUGUCUCUGAUCGGAGAGGCUGGAAUCUGUGAAGUCCAUCCUGCUCUGAAUGUAAGUUUAACAACAUAUAAACGUCUCCAGCAGCUGCACAACACUUGGAAAUCAAAGGACUGUGAAUGGAACUCGGAUAAUAUGCACAUCGGAACUUGAAUGACCCACAUCAGUGUUGCGUUAGGUGGCAAAAUUCUAGGCCGCUAUAAAAAGCCAUGUACUACCAAGUGUACUUUCACCUACUGGAGUCACUCAAUCAAAGUGUUCUUGACUAAUCUCACAGCAAUGCUCAGCAGCCAGUUCUCUUGUACCUCAAUAAAAAAGAUUGUUUUUUUUUAAUAAUAGAUUGUACAAAGUGCAUAGUAUGUAAUGAAUGGUUAAACCAAAACUUUCCGUUAAUUAGACUGAAAAAAUGAAGAAUAUCAAGUACUUAUCCACUGAAAAUGUGUUUGCUACACUAAUGUUAACUAAUACUAUAUCCAGAAAGAGUAUUCUGAUUCCUGAGUUUGAGGUUGUGCUAAUAAGCACUCAGCCAUAUACUGAACGGAUGCUUUAAAGGGGUUGUUCUCGUUUAAAUGAACUUUUAGUAUAAUGUAGAAAGUGAUAUUCUGAGUCUAUUUUCAAUUGGUUUGUAUUAUUUGUGGUUUUCGAGUUAUUUCGCUUUUUAUUCAGCAGCUCUUCAGUUUGCAGUUUCAGCAAUCUGGUUGCUGGGAUCCAAAUUACCCUAGCAACCAAGCAUUGAUUUGAAUGGGAGAUGACCUGAAUAGAAAGGGGAGUAAUAAAAUAUUAGCAAUAACAAUAGAUUUGUUGCCUUACAAUGCAUUUGUUCUUUAGAUGGGGUCAGUGAUUCCCUAUCAGAAACUGGGAAAGAGUCAAAAGAAGAAGGCAAAUUAAUCAAAAACUAUAAAAAAAAUGAAGGCCAAUUAAAAAGUUUCUUAGAAUUAUCCAUUCUAUAACAUACUAAAAGUUAACUUAAAGGCGAAUUGCUCCUUUAAAGGUGUGACUAAAGCUGGUCCAUACAGCUAUAAUAUUGAGACAUCUCCGCAUUUCCCAGUGGUGGGGUUAUGUUGUAUUGUAUAAACUGUAUUGAUCGUGGAAACUGUGUAUCAAUGUCUGCAUAUACAUCAUUACACUGAUAUAUUCCUAAUUAUAUUAGUAUGCUACAGACCUGGCCCAUUUAGCUGCUAACAAGCACAAACAAAGAGUUACUAAGUGCACAUGUUUCCCCCAUGUCUCAUAAUUAUGAUUAUAAAAAUGCUAAGCUCACUACCCACAUCACUAACACACAAACAUCACAUACAAUCGGUCAACUGCACGGCUUCACUCCUUCCAAGUUCUAGGCUUCGACAACAAUGUCUCCCAGGCCAAGUAAUAGGAGGUUGUAAAAUUAACAGCCAUUCUGUAAUUCGGCGCUUUCUGGAUAACGGAUUUCCAGAUAAUGGAUCCCAUGCCUGUAGUUGCUAACUUGAUGUCCCCCAUCUAGGACUUGUUCUAACUGGCUGCUCUGGCAACAGUUUCAUUGCAGGAAAGUUGCUGCAACUAUUUCCACCUGAACACUGGUGGUUUGGGCCUGAUUUCAGAAGGAACAAUCGUUUGGAAGUACAGGCGUGAGAUCUGUAAUCUUGAAACCCGUUAUCUGGAAAGCUCCGAAUUAUGGGAAUGUCCUACCAUAUACUCCAUGGGGUAUAUUUAUCAAACGAGUGAAGUUAGACAUCACCACAAUCUGCUACAGUGAAAUACCGCCACUCUGCAUUCAUUUCUUUGGGAUUUUAAAGGCGUAAUUAUCAAAUUAUGAAAGUGAAAGUUUUUCCUUUUAUAAAUAGGCCUUUAAAAUCCCAUAGAAAUGAAUAGAGAGAGGCGGUAUUUCACUCUAGCAGACUGUGGUGAUCUCUAACUUCACUUUUUGAUAAAUAUACCCCCAUGUUAUCCUCCAAAUAAUCCAGAUUUUUAAAAAUUAGUUCCUUUUUCACUGUAAUAAUAAACCAGUACAUUGUACUUGAUCCAAA
Xenopus laevis (African clawed frog) is the source of this 3107-nucleotide messenger RNA. It is a transcript of the gene pggt1b.L, whose product is annotated as protein geranylgeranyltransferase type I, beta subunit L homeolog. Gene Ontology annotation, molecular function: CAAX-protein geranylgeranyltransferase activity; catalytic activity; protein prenyltransferase activity. Lineage: Eukaryota; Metazoa; Chordata; Amphibia; Anura; Pipidae. The record is from RefSeq and is marked predicted. Gene Ontology annotation, cellular component: CAAX-protein geranylgeranyltransferase complex.